AUGAAGGAAACUACUCACAAGGUUGUUAAAAACUCCUCGACAGCCCACGACCGGUUUCGCCCUUCUUGGGGCUCAUCAGGUAGGCGCAGUCCCCAAGUUUCCGUCAACCUUAUCAGCCCAAAGACAGUGAGUUGUACUUCCAUAAAAGAAGCUAGUCACAAGGUUGCUGAAAACACUUCGGCAGUCCAUGACCGGUUUCGCCUUUCCUGGGGCUCAUCAUGUGGGCGGAGUCCCCGGGCUCCCGUCAAUCUUAUGUUUUACUUGAACCCGAAUUGA
Opisthorchis viverrini is the source of this 276-nucleotide messenger RNA. RefSeq lists its product as hypothetical. The transcript has 2 exons. The coding region runs from base 1 to 276 and encodes 91 amino acids. Lineage: Eukaryota; Metazoa; Platyhelminthes; Trematoda; Opisthorchiida; Opisthorchiidae. The record is from RefSeq and is a predicted model, not a curated record.